AUGGACAUUCAUAUUCUUCACCCACUGAAGCAAAAGCCACACCCCAACCCCUGUGGUAUGGAUAAUGGUGGUUGUAGCCAUCUAUGCCUUCUGGCACCAGGAACUAAAUACAGAUGUGUUUGUCCCAGCAACUUUUUCUUGAGCUCUGACAACCGUACUUGUAUUGCAAAUUGUUCUUCUUCCCAAUUCCGUUGCGGUAUCACAGAUGACCGCUGCAUUCCACUUUUGUGGAAAUGCGACGGAGAAAAAGACUGCAAAGAUGGCCUUGAUGAACUUGACUGUCGUAACUCGCCCGAUAUGACACGUCACCUGGUGUCCAGCUCGCUCGAUAUGACACGUCACCUGGUGUCCAGCUCGCUCGAUAUGACACGUCACUUGGUGUCCAGCUCGCUCGAUAUGACACAUAAUACAACAUGUAAACCUUCGCAAUUUACUUGUGCUAAUGGUGCCUGCAUUUCAAUCAUGUGGAAAUGUGAUUAUGAUCAAGACUGUGUGGAUGGUUCGGAUGAAAGUCCUGACUUGAAUUGUGCCAAUAAAACUUGUCCUCUGAACUGGUUCAAAUGUGCAACAAACUACAAGUGUGUUCCUCGUUCCUAUCUGUGCGAUGGAGAAGAUGACUGCCGGGAUAAUUCAGAUGAAGCAAGCGAGAACUGUGGAACCUGUAAUCCCGACCAGCAAUUCCAGUGUGACAACAACCGUUGCAUCCCCAAGCGUUGGGUGUGCGAUUUUGACAAUGAUUGUAAAGAUGGCUCAGAUGAAAAACUUUCACUUUGCCAGAAUAAAUACCGUUCCUGUUCCGAAUCAGAAUUUCAAUGCAGAAACAAGAAAUGCAUCCAGGGUAAAUGGCGUUGCGACUAUGACAAUGACUGUGGAGAUGAGAGUGAUGAAAUAAACUGUGGCCAAAUCACUUGUCCUGUGGGCAAGUUCCGAUGCAAUAAUGGAUAUUGUGUCCACCAAAGUGCUGUCUGUGAUGGCCACCGGGAUUGUCAAGAUGUUUCUGAUGAACUCAAUUGCACAGCUCGUUUCCACAAUGGCAAAUAUUGCCCAGCAAACGUUUUUGAAUGCAAAAACACAAUUUGCAUUCCACGCAAAUGGCAAUGUGAUGGUGUUGAUGACUGUGGAGAUAAUUCUGAUGAAGCCGCAUCAGUGUGUAAAGAAACUGAGUGUUCUCCUGAUACACACUUCCGGUGUGACAACUUUAUAUGCAUCCCCCGUUGGCGCGUCUGUGACAAAGUGGACAACUGCGGAGAUGCAUCGGAUGAGAAAAAUUUUGAAAUAUGCGAACCUGUUAAACGUCGAUGUGAAGCAAACCAAUUUAAAUGCAGCACACGUAAACAGUGUAUUCAUUCUUCUAAAGUGUGUGAUGACAUCAUCGAUUGUGAGGAUUCAUCCGAUGAACAGGGCUGUUUUAAGUCGAGUGGUACAGUCAAUUGCUCUGUCAAUAAUGGUGGCUGUGCACAUAACUAUAUUGAUGAAUGUGCCCAAUGGGGGAACAACUGCCCACAGAUUUGUAACAACCUGAAAGGUUCCUUUAAAUGUGCCUGUAUGACUGGAUUCUUUGAAUCAAGUUAUCCGUUCCCCAGGUGCAAGCUAUUCUUUGUAGGCUUACCAACUGUCUAUCUCACGAUGGGUAGUGAAAUUCGGCGAUUUAGCCCAAGUAAAAGGAAAUAUUCUGAAGUUUUCACUAGUCAUCGGCCUCAAGCAUUGGCUUUUAACACCCAGCACUCAACAAUAUACUGGACAGACUCGACCUUAAAAUCAAUUCAUAGGGCCUACGUUGCAGAGACUCCAGGCCCUGCUGCAAAACUUUACAUCACGGGCCUUCAAGAACCAAAUGGAAUUUCUGUAGAUUGGAUAUCUGGGAAUAUUUACUGGACUGAUACAGCAAAGAAGACGAUAUCAGUUGCUGCCUACGAUGGGAAAUACAGCCGAACACUAAUUAGAAAUGGACUGAGAAAACCUUAUGCCAUUGUCACUAACUCAAAUACAGGUUGGAUGUAUUGGACUGAUAUCGAUAGUGACAUGCCAACAAUUGAGAGAGCCUGGAUGACUGGUGAGAAACGUGAAGUUUUGAUCAAUGAUCGAUUGGCUUAUCCCACAGGAAUCACCAUAGACUAUUUCAUGCAGAACCGAGUCUUUUGGUGUGAUGCAAAGUUAAAUGUCAUUGAAUCUAUAAAACCUGACGGCUCAGAUCGAGUAACUGUCGUGAGUCAAGGUUUGCAGAACCCUAUAAGCCUUGAUGUGCUUGAAGAAUAUAUGUACGUGCUGUCUCAAAAUAGUGGGAAGCUAUUGAGGAUGGACAAGUUUGGCCGAGGGGACAAUAUCAUCCUACAGAGCGGACUACUGCUGCCGAGAAGUGUCAAAGUGUUUCACGUUCUCAAAUCCAACCAAGAUGCCAAAAGCAAGUGUUACUACAAGACAACCUGCAGUCACCUUUGUCUUCUGACUCCUGAUGGCCACACGUGUGCGUGUCCUGAUAAUUCCAAAUUACUUCCAGGUUCGAAAACCAUUUGCGAUGCAGCAUUGGAGACUUCUGUAGAAUUGGCCCAUUGUGUAUGCAAGAAUGGAGGCACCUGUGUUCAGGCUGCCGACAACUCGUACACAUGCAAGUGCAAGGCAGGAUUUUAUGGCAGUGAUUGUACAUCAGUGACCCCAGAAAAGCUACUCGGUCAAUUAAAAUAUACUAAAGUGACUGCUGUGGUCGUACCUGUUGUACUGUUGUUGAUCAUUGCAGCUGUCUUGUUAGCUGGCUUCUUCUUCAUGAAAAAACGAGGAAAGUUUUUCUUGAACAAACCCUUAAUUGGGGGCCCAACUGUACCUCACACUCCAUUGGGUGUUGUGGCUUACCGGGAUGGAGAAAAUGUCCAAAUUGGAACACCAGCUCUCAGCUAUGAGAUUACGCCUGGUCAAGAAGUUAAUCCAAUAGAGAAAGAGUCCAGUUCAGCCAAUCCUGCUUGCCCUACCAAUUUCAGCAACCCCAUGUAUGGAGUUGAUCCAGCUACAAAAAUGGAACAGCAUCAAAAAAAUGAAAGUGGAUCAAGUGAAAAACCAAUAGUUAGUGCCAAAAAGACGGCAGAAACAAAGUCCACAAAUGAAAACUAUUAUGCAUCAUUAAAAACGGGUCGAUCCUUUGAUCCGACAGAGGAUACAGACAAAGAAACGGCUGGUUUGGUUAAAAUUGGUGAACUUUAG
Molecule: messenger RNA, 3192 nt
Organism: Acanthosepion pharaonis
Lineage: Eukaryota; Metazoa; Mollusca; Cephalopoda; Sepiida; Sepiidae
Source: the annotation of a GenBank genome assembly